Messenger RNA from Thyridium curvatum, 1065 nucleotides. RefSeq lists its product as uncharacterized. Gene Ontology annotation, molecular function: oxidoreductase activity, acting on NAD(P)H. The record is from RefSeq and is a predicted model, not a curated record. Bases 1 to 1065 code for a protein of 354 amino acids. NCBI's taxonomy places the organism in Eukaryota, Fungi, Ascomycota, Sordariomycetes, Thyridiales, Thyridiaceae. The transcript has 3 exons.
AUGUCGACAACAAAAGCAAUCGUCGUCCUUCCAGAAGAGAGAGCUGCCGAUAUCAGAAUGGUUCCCGUUCCCAGGAUCCGUGAUGACUGGACUCUCGUGAGGGUCAAGGCUAUGGCUCUCAAUCCGACAGAUUGGAAACACAUAGACUAUGGCUACGCUAAUGCCGGAGCGAGAAUCGGUUGCGAAUAUGCGGGGGUUGUCACCGAGGUCGGGGCCAAUGUGACCAGUGUCAAAGUCGGCGAUCAUGUUGCCGGCUUUUGCCAUGGAGGACACCGCAGCGACCACGAGACUGGCGCUUUUGGCGAGUACAUUCUUGGAAAGGCAUGCGGCCAGAUCAAGAUGCUCGCCGACAUGUCAUUCGAACAAGCAGCUACGCUACCAAUUUCAAUUUUCACCUGUGGGCUCGGGCUUUACAAAUCCCUUGAACUUCCUCCGCCCGACCGUCCGGCUAAAGAGCCAUUUCCUAUCCUGAUCCACGGUGGCAGCACCUCUACCGGGAUGCGAGCAAUUCAGUUCGCAAAGGCGUCUGGGCUGACUGUCAUUGCCACUGCGUCGCCACACAACUUUGACUACCUCAAGUCUCUCGGAGCAGAUGCCGUCUUCAACUACAAGUCUGCGACCUGUGGACUGGAAAUCAAGUCCUACACCAAGAAUAAGCUUCGGUACGCCUGGGAUUGUGUUGGUGGCGGCGAGACGCUCUGCUGCCAAGCGCUGAGUGAUGUCGAGCCGAGCAAAUAUGGGGCCAUCAACGCCUCCAAUGCCCCGGACCCGGACCUGCUCAAGAGAACCAACCAGGUAGUUGAGGGGCCAUUCUUCGUGCUCGCAUACAAUAUUCUCAAUGAGGAGUACGAAUGGCAGGAUCAGAUGAUACGACCGCCUAAUGACGAGAUGGAGUUUGCACAGUCAUUCAAACAAUUGACCCUAGAGCUUUUCGAGAAAGGGAAACUUGGUUUCGUCAAUAUCAGCCUGAAUAGAGGAGGCAGCGGUCUUGAGGGCGUUAUGGUGGGACUAGACGAGAUGCGAGCAGGGAGGGUCAGUGGUGAGAAGUUGGUAUACACUUUUUAG